Drosophila takahashii is the source of this 1737-nucleotide messenger RNA. Its product is annotated as cytochrome P450 6a2-like. Lineage: Eukaryota; Metazoa; Arthropoda; Insecta; Diptera; Drosophilidae. Gene Ontology annotation, molecular function: oxidoreductase activity, acting on paired donors, with incorporation or reduction of molecular oxygen; heme binding; monooxygenase activity. The record is from RefSeq and is a predicted model, not a curated record.
CUAGAAUUUUGUUGGGAAGUUUUAAAACACAUUUUGUGAACCCUUUUUUUUAAAACCAUAGGAUUUCACGAGAGGGUGUGGCGUUUAACAUCCAUCUCUGACCCACCCCCCUGGCUCCGCCCCUGUGUACAUACUGUCGAGCACAACGAAUGCACAACGGGAGUAGCCAAACGAUAUGUAUGUUCUAGUUUAUUUGGUGAUCGCGACCUUGUCCCUGGUAGCCUACUUGUACCACCGCAAUUUCAACUACUGGAAGCGCCGGGGCGUGGCCCACGAUGCCCCGCAUCCUUUGUACGGCAACAUGGUGGGCUUCCAGAAGGACCGAGUGAUGCAGGACUUCUUCCGCGACUACUACAACAAGUACCGGAAGAGCGGCAACCCCUUUGUGGGCUUCUACUUCCUGCACAGGCCGGCAGCCUUUAUUCUGGACACCAAGCUGGCCAAGAACAUACUGAUCAGGGACUUCUCAAAUUUUACCGAUCGCGGCCAGUUCCACAACGAGCGUGACGAUCCUCUGACCCAGCAUCUGUUUAACCUGGACGGUAAGAAGUGGAAGGAUAUGCGUCAAAGGCUGUCGCCCACAUUUACCUCGGGCAAGAUGAAGUUCAUGUGCCCAACGGUGAUCAAGGUGUCCGAAGAGCUCGUGAAGGUGAUGACGGACCAGGUGCCAGACACCCAAAACGGGGCUGUACUCGAGAUCAAGGAACUGAUGGCCAGGUAUACUAUCGAUGUAAUUGGGAGCUGCGCUUUCGGCUUAGAGUGUAAUACACUCCGCAACCCCGUCAACGAUUUCCGCACCAUGGGUCAAAAGGUUUUCUCAGAAAGACGUCACGGAAAGCUGCUAAAUAUGUUCAUGGCCAGUUUUCCGGAGCUGGCCAAAAAGCUGAGGAUGCGCACGUUACCCGAGGAAGUCCACCAGUUCUUCACGCGACUGGUGAAUGACACCAUUGCCGUCAGGGAGCGGGAGAACUUUAAGAGGAACGACUUCCUGAACCUCCUGAUCGAGCUGAAGCAGAAGGGCAGUGUGACUUUGGAUAACGGUGAGGUGAUCAAGGGACUGAGCAUCGAGGAGCUGGCCGCCCAAGCGUUUGUCUUCUAUGUAGCCGGCUUCGAGACCUCCUCCUCGACCAUGAGCUACUGCCUGUACGAGUUGGCCCAGAACCAGGACAUUCAGGACAGGCUGAGGAACGAGAUUAAAACGGUGCUUGAAGAGCACGAGGGGCAGUUGACCUAUGAGUCUAUCAACGCCAUGCGCUACUUGAAUCAGGUCAUCUCAGAAACUCUAAGGCUGUACACUUUAGUGCCCUUCCUCGAACGGAGGGCCCUCAACGACUACGUUGUGCCGGGUAAUCCCAGGUUCGUGAUCGAGAAAGGCACACAGGUCCUGAUACCGUCUUGUGCCUACCACCGCGACGAGGACAUGUAUCCGGAUCCCGAGACUUUCGAUCCGGACCGCUUUUCGCCGGAGAAAGUAGCCGCCCGCGAUUCCGUUGAGUGGCUGGCCUUUGGCGACGGACCGCGCAACUGCAUCGGAAUGCGAUUUGGCCAGAUGCAAGUCCGGAUCGGUCUGGCCCAAAUCAUUAGCCGGUUUAAGGUGUCCUUUAGCGACAAGACAAAGUCCCCACUGAAGUACAGCACUUUGACCAUACUCUUGGGCACAGUGGGGGGCAUCGACUUGCGUUUGGAUCGCAUCUAAAUUGAAUUUAUUGUGUGCCAUUUUAUAUAUCACCUGUUCAU